AUGUCAACUCACCAUUCAAAUAAUAAUAAUAAUAAUUCAAAUGAUGAUCAUUGCACUUUACAAGCAUCCUCAACACCAUUACCAUUAAAUAUCAUUCAAAGUGGAAAAAUCUCAAAACAAGAAUUACGACAUUUGAUCACCUCAUCAACAACACCAAAUCAAUUAUCAUCACAACAACAACAACAACACUAUAUUUUACUCGAUGUUCGAAGUCAUCAAGAAGUACGAGGUCAUCAUCCACUACUCCCAACAGCAAAACACAUUCCAAUUAAUUUAAUAUAUUCUGCUUUCGAGGCAGAGGAUGAUGAAUUUGAAAUGGAGUUUGGUUUUUGUAAGCCACAACAACAAGAUUUGAUAAUUGUGUAUUGUGAACAUGGUAUCAGAAGUCAAAUGGUUCAACAAAUAUUAACAGAAGAAUUUGGAUAUCAACAUGUGAUUAAUUAUGAAGGAUCAGCUCAUGAUUGGUAUUCUGAAAGGAAUUAA
Molecule: messenger RNA, 483 nt
Organism: Naegleria lovaniensis
Lineage: Eukaryota; Heterolobosea; Eutetramitea; Acrasida; Naegleriidae
Exons: 1
Coding region: 1-483 (160 amino acids)
Cellular component (GO): mitochondrion
Molecular function (GO): thiosulfate-cyanide sulfurtransferase activity
Source: RefSeq, a predicted model, not a curated record